AUGUCUCCUUCUACAACUCAUCAGCAGGCACAGCCAGAUCCGAGCGAACAGAUCAUUAGUGAUCAUCCCUUGGAUUCUGACUCAUCGUCUCUCAUCACAAACAUUCCCCAGCGCAACUCCAUUUCAAGUCUUCCAGUCAAGUCUCCCUUGAUGUCUCAUUCACGUUCCGACAGCAUUGCUAGCCGUCGCCAGUCCACUCAAGCAGGUUCUCGUGUGCAGGGCCAGGCUCAGGCCACUUUUGCAGUUCCUGAGGACGCCGAUUUCACGAACUGGGAGUUCGAUCCGGAGUUUGCCCUCCAUCUUGAUUCUUUAGCGCCCGUACAGCUUGUACCCUUCCAAGGCGGAAAUUUCCAGCAGGACGUCUAUGUUCCCUACUCACACACACAGCCACAACCGCAGUUGUACGGCAAUCAGUAUGGUACUUCGGAUACUAUUGACCCUGUUCUGUACAUGUCGCAGCCCCAGUUUCAGUACUCGCAGCCUACUGGCCUGCAGGGUACGCCGGGACUCACUGCUCUGCCGGACAUGACUGACGACGUGUUCGUGCCAAUGCCAGAUGCACAGACUGGGUCUGCGUAUCCUCAGCAAGGCAUGCAGAUGACGCACACAUACGAUGACCCAUCAGUUAUGCAGCGUUCACAGCCACAGCCAUACUAUGUCAGCCCAGACUACACACAGAGUGUGCAGCAGUAUCCUGUACAGCAAUCAGCUCAGCGACCUCGUUCCUACUCGGUCUCUGGCCGAGGCACACCCUCCCACACUCGCCCCCAAACCACAGCCCCGGCCCGAGAAGCCUACGAGUCUGAUUCUGACAGUGACCUGGUCACCAAGUCAGCACUUCCCGGCAAGAAGUCUCGCGCUGGAUCUGGUCUUUCGAGCAACAGCUCUCUUGGCAAGCAGCCUUCCACAAAAGUUGUCAAGCGAACUGGUCAGAAGCCUCAAAAGGAUAAGAAGAAGACAUGGGUGCGCAUUAACACUGCCACUCGGGGCGAGACCACGCGCACAGGUCGUAUCAACCAAGAGGCCGAGGAGGAUCGCGGGUAUUUGUACCAGCCUCUACCAGUCGGCACUUGGAGCACACCUAACGACAAGUACACAUACGAGUACAAGCACGAUGCCGUUUCCAAGCUGGACGAGCUGUUAGACAACGAGAUGUCUGCUCGGAAGAUCAUGGCUUACAUCAUGAAAUUUCCUAGUGAGCAUCUUAAGCUUUGGAUUCAGGUCACCCCAUCAGACGCGGCUCGUCGCUAUGCCUCUCAGGAGCACUCCAAGUGCUUGUUUAGUGAGUGCCCUACUCGUCAGUACAACAAGCACGGCAACAUUCAGCCCGGCCACUACCGAGUCGCCUUUGACGAGAAGUACUUGACGCUCAGGCAGCACAAGUCCAAUCCCAACAAGGCCCUCGAUCCUUAUGACUGCACUGGCUUCGUGCAUCUGACUUGUCUCGAGCGCUUCUGUGACUUUGAGGCGAUUUGCAGACAGACCAACGUCGAGGUCGACGAGCGCGAAGAGUUCCCGCGGGAGAGCUCUAUCGCUAGGUGGACCAUGGCUAAGCGCCCCGAGACAGCCCUCGCGAAGUACUUCGUGAAGGCCUGCCGGAAGGACAAGCUUCGCGAGUCAGAGCAUUUCAAGGACUAUCCUGUUCACGUGUCAUCCCGUGAGGCCAAAGACUUCGACCACACGCUGACCAAGGCUCUCGUCGAGGUCAACUCUGCUAACCGCACACGCUCACAGAAGCGCCAAUUUGUCUGCCGUAAGCUUGCCCCUGGGCAGCUCAUCAUCAACGGAGGCGAUCUGGAGGUCGCCAUGCUCGAGGAGAGGGUCAAGAAGUUGAGCUCUUUCAAGGACUAUUGCAAGACCAACAGCAUCAAGCCCAAGGACGCCAAUCUUGAGCUCUUCUACGUCGACUUCUAUGGCGGCAUUGUCAAUCGACGCAUCGCCGAGUGCAUGGCCCUCCGGAAGGAGCUCGAGGAUGAGGAUGCUGCCGGUACCUCUCGCAAGAAGGGUAAAGGCAAGGCCGCUGCUGAUCCUUCUACUCGCACCACAAAGCGCAAGGUUGUGGUUCUUGACGACGAGUCCGACUCGGAGCCAGAGUUCUAUCAGACUCGUGCUAUGCCCUCUUAUCCUCGCCGUGAGGAUUUUGACGAUCUAUACCAGCCUGGUCCUGAUGUCGAGUCCCCGCAUGGCACGCGCUCUUCUCCUCGCAAGCGCCAGCGCGUCAACUACUCCGUCGAUGCCGCCCAGCAGCAGCUGUUGCCUCCACUGCCUCCGCUACCCAACACUCCACCUCCACCUGUUGCACCACUCCAGGCGCCCGAACCGUAUGCUGACCAGGGCUACGAGGCUGCACAGAUCCCUCGCCACGAGUCUUUCUCGCAGUUCUUCGUACAGAAUGGCAGCAAAUACGACAUUGAAAACUGGGACGCACAAUCAGACGUGGUCCCGACAUCCGUACGCCGGGACUCGCUUGAGUACGCCGAGCUGAUGAAGACCCUUCUUCGUCGCAAGUCUAGCACUCUGUCUCAUGGACCACAGCACGCCGGUAUCAUGAAGCGGUCUCAGCGUAAGCCUAGCCAUGGUCGUCAGGCCAGCUUCGCCCUCCAGCCCGUCUCCGAGAGCAAAGAAUUUGCCAUGAACGACCCGCCUAGCCAGAUGGCAGCUACACCUACUCGGCGCAGCGUCCGCCUUGCUAGCCGUGGUUCGUAA
Messenger RNA from Parastagonospora nodorum SN15, 2706 nucleotides. RefSeq lists its product as hypothetical. Lineage: Eukaryota; Fungi; Ascomycota; Dothideomycetes; Pleosporales; Phaeosphaeriaceae. The coding region runs from base 1 to 2706 and encodes 901 amino acids. The transcript is spliced from 2 exons. The record is from RefSeq and is a predicted model, not a curated record.